Molecule: messenger RNA, 1203 nt
Organism: Stylonychia lemnae
Lineage: Eukaryota; Ciliophora; Spirotrichea; Sporadotrichida; Oxytrichidae
Source: the annotation of a GenBank genome assembly
AUGUUCUCCUAAUUGAUCAAGCUCUUAUGCUGCAACCAUAAUUAAAAUCUUAACAGGCAGUAAAGCAGUAUAUCUCUCGCCCCUAGAGAUCAAAAUCUCAAAGAAUCAGAUAUUCAAAAGUAAAUUAUUAUGAUGGAGGGAUCGAUUCUAGAAUCAUUGUAAAGUGAUGAUAAUAAGCCAAAUAAACUUGCCAAUUCCUCUCCAGAUAGCAUAAAUCAAAAUGUGUUCGUUGUAGAAAAUUUGAACUAUGAUUAAGUGAUUAAAGCAAUGCUAACUGAAAUGGAUGAAAGUUUUAACAGUCAAAAUGUCAAGGUUGUCGGUUAAAGCUAAUAAAGCAACUCAAAUGAAAAUCAGUAAAAUAACUCUAUACCAUAGGAAAUGAUUGUUUUAUCUGGCAGUAACGAUCCUGAGUCACUUAUGGAGUACACGGUGCUUGAGAUCUCAAGAAAUGGUUUUUCUUCUGCUGGGUCUCAAGAGUAAAUAGACACUGAGAGUAUAAACUUCGAAGAUGACUCAUAAAUAUACCAGUAUUUAUUGGAGGAGAAAAGAGAGAUUUAAUUGCUAUUUGGUGAGGAAGACUAAAAAUUUGAACAUGCUAAACCUAAAUAAAGUGUUAUAAUACUAGACUAAAUGGAACCCAUUAACGAAUAUUAAGAUAAUGAUGAGAAUAAGCUUUCAUCAUUAUUCAUAAUAAGCCCUGCAACUGUUAUCGCAUCGAAAUAAAUCUCAGAUCGGAAAACCAAUGAAAGUUUCUAAAGAAAUUCUAGGACUUAAGCAUCUUAUAAAAACAGCCUUAUGAGUACUCCGAAGUCCUCUUUCAAUUAUUCUGUCCUUAUGAAACACAAUGAAUCUAGCAAGCAAUCAAGUCAAGUGAAUCUCCUAGUUUAAAGACAGAAUAGGAAAAAGAAGAAUAAGCAGGGUAAAGCUGCUUCAAACUAACUAUAUGGAAGAAGUUAUGAUUUUAACAACGGCAAUAUCACUGAUAGCGUCUAAAAUCAAACUAAUUAAAUCUUAAGCCUUUAAACCCCUGAAAAUAGAUAGAAAAGUUCAAAGUUUAAGUCAGUGCUAAUGGAAUAGUAAGAAUAGCAGUAACCAUAAAAGUUUAAGAUCAGUUCUAAAGCUAUUGAGCUUAGAAGAAACCAUAAUUCAAGCCUAUUUCAGUCAUCAUUGCAAUCAUUUUCACUUGGUUACACUAGAAUGUGA